AUGACCGCGGUUUGGCGCGUGUGUGACGGGCCUACCCGCACCGCUGGUGAUCGAUUCAGCCAUCCCUGGUCGAUCCCAAGGGUGGCGUAUGGUCUUUUUCUCCUGGAUAUUCCUGGUGUGAUGAGCUGGGGCCAAAACUGCUGGACCUGCUUCCGGCCUGGGCUGGAUAUCAAGGUGUGA
This is a messenger RNA of Pyricularia oryzae 70-15, 180 nucleotides long. RefSeq lists its product as uncharacterized. The transcript is spliced from 2 exons. NCBI's taxonomy places the organism in Eukaryota, Fungi, Ascomycota, Sordariomycetes, Magnaporthales, Pyriculariaceae. The coding region runs from base 1 to 180 and encodes 59 amino acids. The record is from RefSeq and is a predicted model, not a curated record.